Messenger RNA from Funneliformis geosporum, 203 nucleotides. The record is from the annotation of a GenBank genome assembly. NCBI's taxonomy places the organism in Eukaryota, Fungi, Glomeromycota, Glomeromycetes, Glomerales, Glomeraceae.
UAAACAAAUUUGACGAAUUUGCGAUACCCUCCAAUGCUAGUCAAUUGUUUGAAUUGUCAGAAAUUAUAAGAUCAUUGUUUUCGUUUAAGAAUUACGUUAUGAACCUUCAUGACAAUAUACAAAAUCUGCUCAAUGGAAAGCAUCGAUUCAUACAGAAGUUUCGUCAUUGUGGUAAAAUUGCUACCAAGAUAUCUCCUAAGUAG